AUGUGCUACUUGAAGACUCAAUAUGUGCGAGCAGAUAACAGUGCUCUUCGAAUUGAGAAUGAAAGGAUUCAGAAAGAAAACCCCGUCAAUGAGGCACUGAAGAAGAUUAUUUGUGCAUUUUAUGGGAGUCCAUCAUUUCCUCAAGAAGAGCAUGAACUUUUCAUGCAAAAAAUGAGACUUGAAAAUGCUCAGCUAAAAGACGAGGCCAGUAAACCUUGUAAGAAAUUGAAUAACUUUCUUAAAAGUCUCAUGGAGAGCCAAGUGUCACAACAAGAGCUGCAACUUGGGCUUAUUCCCAUCAUAGGAUCUUCACAUGACCCAACGCUUGCAAGCUUGCUGAACCAAGAGGCUUAUGGGAGUGGAGUUGGAAGCUCAAGUCUUGGUUUGACAUCAACUAUUGGUGGUGGUGGGGUAUCAUUUCAAAACAACUCAGUGGAUGAAAUCCUAGAUUUUCAAAAUCAAAAGUUGCUGAUGAAGGAGAUUGCAGCUACUGCAAAGGAAGAACUGGCUAGGCUUAUACGGUACAAUGAGCCCUUCUGGUUCCUCUCUCCAUACCAACAAGGGAAACUCACUCUUCAUCUUGGAGACUAUGAAGUAUUUUUCCCAAAGAAUAAUCACCUAAUUGGUCCCAACGUGCGUAUAGAAUCAUCAAAAGAUUCAGUGAUAGUGAACAUCACAAGCAUGCAACUUGUUGAGAUGUUUCUAGAUCCGGUCAAAUGGGCCAACCUUUUCCCAACGAUUAUUGCUAAAGCGGAAACAAUCCAAGUCUUUGAUAGCGGUUUGUCAAGCAAUCUAAAUGGAGCCUUGUUGUUGGUACAUGAAAUGCAUGUUCUUUCACCUUUAGUGCAAUCUCGCAAAUUUCACUUCCUUCGCUAUUGUGAGCGUGUUGAUGCUGGUUUAUGGAUUAUAACAGAUGUGUCAGUUAAUCUCCCUGGACAACACAAUGCUCUUUCUCGCUCUUGGAAACAUCCCUCUGGAUGCAUGAUUCAGGAAAUGCAUGAUGGGAGAUGCAUGGUUGUUUGUGUAGAACAUGUGGAAGUGGAUGAGAUUCAAACACACCAACUAUUCAAAGAUCUGGUUGAUACCCAGAUUGCAUAUGGAGCUGAAAGAUGGUUGAAAGAGCUGCAAAGAAUGUGUGAAAGAUUUGCUUGCUUUUUUGAUGAAAAAAUACCUGUUCAUGACCCUAGAGGAGUGAUCCAUUCAGUUGAAGGGAAGAGAAGCAUGAUGAAGCUUUCUUAUCGAAUGGUUAAGAUGUUUUGUGAAAGUUUAUCCAUGUCAGGUCAUGAUUUGAGCUUCCCACAUCCAAUUAUGGAUAAUACUAGCGGAGUUAAAAUCUCUGUUCGUAGAAACAUUGAAAUUGGCCACCCAAAUGGCGCGGUUGUUGUGGCUGCCACAACUCUUUGGUUUCCACUCCAUUAUCAGAGAGUUUUUGAGUUUUUAACUGAUACAACUAAACGUCCCCAGUGGGAUGUUUUUGCUGCUAAAACUCCAGAGCAUGAGAUUGCACACAUUUCAGUCGGAGCUAAUCCUGGGAACUAUAUAUCACUCAUCCUGCCAUUCAUGCCAAAUACCGAGAACAACAGGGUGACUCUGCAAGAGUGUUCUAUGGAUCCUAUAGGAUCAUACGUUGUAUAUGCUCCAAUGGAUGUAGCUGUUAUUGAUAUGGCCAUAGCGGGAGGAGAAACUUCAGUUAUACCAAUCCUUCCAUCAGGUUUUAUGAUCGCUGCAGAUGGCCAAACAAAUGCUGAGAGCUCAGGAGGGUCUCUGCUGACUGUGGCAUUCCAAAUGCUUGUGGGUUGUAGUCUUACUCCAGAUGGAACCGAAAUACAUGAUGUGGAAAGUGUGGCAGAAGUCAAGACCCUUUUGGACUUAACAGUCCAGAAAAUACAGAAUGCUCUGAUAUGUUAUUAAUAGUUUGGAGUAGUGUUUUG
Molecule: messenger RNA, 1931 nt
Organism: Lotus japonicus
Lineage: Eukaryota; Viridiplantae; Streptophyta; Magnoliopsida; Fabales; Fabaceae
Product: homeobox-leucine zipper protein HDG11-like
Exons: 8
Coding region: 1-1911 (636 amino acids)
Molecular function (GO): lipid binding
Source: RefSeq, a predicted model, not a curated record